AUGGACUUUGGGCCCACUAGGGUCAGAUCUUCCCGGAACUUCCACAGAAUCCGCAACAGCGAACUCUUAUCUGAUGCCCGAGACGCGCUCAAGAACGUAAAAAAGGAAGAAUCGACGCCGAAUCAGGACGUCAUCGGAGGGAUCAAGCCUCCCGUGUCGUCAGUGUUGGUGGAAUACGAAAGUCAUGAGGGCUUUGAGGCGCUGUCAAAAGCUGCUGUUUUCCCCACAACUUCAUCCCCUGUGAUGGCAUUGCCCUCACAUUUUCUCUGGCUUUUGGGAGGGUCCAAAAGUCAGACGGGGAAAUCCGAGCCCAAGGCACCAUCGCUUCCGAUUGAGAAGUUCUUCGUUCCUUCAGAAGUGGAGCUGAGAGAGCGUCUGAAGCCACUUCAGAUGUCUGAGCAGAUCAAAGAGCUCUUUCAGUACACACGACUGACUGAAGCAGGAGUGAGGCUCAAGUACAUGAUAGCCUGUCAGUUGGAAGAUAUUUUGUCAUCUUCUUUCAUGCCAUUGUGUUCAGUGGCACCAUUUGGGUCCUCUGUGAAUGGGUUUGGGAAACACGGAUGCGAUACGGACAUCGUCAUUCGCCCCACAUCUGUUGAGGAGUUUGGUGACCCACAGAGCAGAUUGGUCUUUGAGACUAAAGCUGUUCCAGGGAACCAGCGUCUUCAGACACAGCUCUAUCUAGAGCUAAUAGGGGAUUUGCUGGCAAAUCAUGUGCCUGGUUGCUCAAAUAUCAUCCGCAUCCUGCAGGCAAGAGUGCCCAUCGUUCGGUUCAAUCAUGACCUUGCUGGUACCCAAUGUGAUAUCUCUAUGGACCCGAUGGGCCAUAGGAUGUCAGAGCUCCUCUGGCUCUGCACUCAGGUAGAUCCCCGAGUGGCUCCACUCGUUUUUGCCGUGAGACGGUGGGCCCAAGGAGUCCAGUUGACAAAUCCAGCACCAGGGAGAUGGAUCUCCAAUUUCUCUCUGACACUGUUGGUCAUCUUCUUCCUUCAGUCAACUUCCCCUUCCAUCUUACCUCGGCUGCACACGCUGGCCAACUGGGCUGCAUCGGGUCAGCCGACAUUAUGA
Molecule: messenger RNA, 1068 nt
Organism: Darwinula stevensoni
Lineage: Eukaryota; Metazoa; Arthropoda; Ostracoda; Podocopida; Darwinulidae
Source: the annotation of a GenBank genome assembly